Molecule: messenger RNA, 240 nt
Organism: Cercospora beticola
Lineage: Eukaryota; Fungi; Ascomycota; Dothideomycetes; Mycosphaerellales; Mycosphaerellaceae
Source: RefSeq, a predicted model, not a curated record
CACUUCGCAAUCUCUGAGAUCAGAAAGUUACUCAAUUUCAGCUUGAACAUGGCCACGAAUCCUUUCUCUCCUCAUGGAUCCAAAGGACCUAUCAGGUCCAACGCAGCACUGCUAGCAAUCCUCGGAGUGGGCGGUGGUCUGAUGUUCUGGCUGCGCUCUUCUCGCGCAGAGAGGGCGAAUUAUGUUAGUCAAGCAGGUCUACAACACGCUACCGACACAAAACGGAAUGGGGGAUUAUGA